AUGGCGUUGCGCAAACCCUGUCGGAAGACGGUGAACAUCAGAAAGGGCAGCUUCUUUGAAAGGAGCCAUCUUCAACUCUGGCAGAUAGUUGCCCUUUCCUACGUAUGGUCAACUAACUGCGGUCGUGCUCGAGGGCUGUCUCAGGACAUCAUCACGAAGGAAGUUGGAGUCUCGAACAAAACGACGGUGGACUGGAUGCAGUUUUUUCGCGACAUCUGCGUCCAGUACUUCCAAAACCACCAGCAGCAGAUCGGGGGUCCGGGUGUCCUAGUUGAGAUUGACAAGUCUCUUUUUGCGAGAAGGAAAAACAACGUAGGACGCGCCCGACCAGAAAAGUGGGUCCUCGGUGGCUACGAACCCGCCCGCAAGAUAGGCUUUCUGGUCGAGGUCCAGCAGCGGGACGCGGCUACCCUGCUGCCCAUCAUCCAACAAUGGGUGGCACCCGGCAGCAUUAUCUGGACCGAUAUGUGGAGAGCAUACAACAACCUACCAAACUUGCCGGGACAAUACCAGCACGGGGUGGUAAACCACACACUCAACUUCGUUGAUCCGAACACCGGUGUGACUACCAACAGAGUCGAGUCAAUGUGGCAGAGAGCGAAGGCGAAGUUCAAGGCACAACAAGGUCCAACCAACAGAGCCAUGAUAGGCGACUACCUUUGUGAGUUCAUGUGGUCACAGCGCUUUUCGGCAAGUCCACUCUUUCAUUUGUGGACACAGAUUGCCACAGACUUGUACCCCGUCAAUUAA
This is a messenger RNA of Lytechinus pictus (painted urchin), 750 nucleotides long. RefSeq lists its product as uncharacterized. The record is from RefSeq and is a predicted model, not a curated record. The transcript has a single exon. Lineage: Eukaryota; Metazoa; Echinodermata; Echinoidea; Temnopleuroida; Toxopneustidae. Bases 1 to 750 code for a protein of 249 amino acids.